This is a messenger RNA of Exophiala aquamarina CBS 119918, 2718 nucleotides long. RefSeq lists its product as uncharacterized. Gene Ontology annotation, cellular component: small-subunit processome; nucleolus; Noc4p-Nop14p complex. Gene Ontology annotation, biological process: maturation of SSU-rRNA. The record is from RefSeq and is a predicted model, not a curated record. Bases 1 to 2718 code for a protein of 905 amino acids. The transcript has a single exon. NCBI's taxonomy places the organism in Eukaryota, Fungi, Ascomycota, Eurotiomycetes, Chaetothyriales, Herpotrichiellaceae.
AUGGCGCCCUCACAAUUGAAACAGUUGAAGCAAUCUCUGCGAGAUCAUGGUGUCCUCGGCCCCCAAAAGUCCAAGAAACAGCGAAAAUCCACCUCCAAAGAUGCUCGGAAACGACUCCAGCGAAACGCCGCUCUCGAGGGCAUCCGGGAACGAUUCAACCCUUUCGAGGUCAAAGCCCCCGCCCGGAAAGAAAAGUAUGAAAUUGCCAGUGCAAAGGUAUCCAAGCCGUCGAUCGGUCGGCCUGGUGUUACACGAGGCUUGGGCGAAGAGAGGCGGCGAGACACCCUCUUGAAAGAGAUUCAGAGCCGGAACAAAGUCGGCGGAAUGCUCGACCGUCGCUUCGGCGAAGACGAUCCGAAUAUGACCCCUGAACAAAAGGCUGCUGAAAGGUUCGCUCGGCAAAACGAGAGGAAGAUGAGGAAGACUACAAUGUUCAAUCUCGAGGACGAUAGCGAGGAAGAAAUGGUUCUGACACAUGGCGGUAGAUCGCUCGAAUUUGGCAAUGGUGCCCAGGACGAUUUUAGCGAGGACGAUGUCAGUGCGUCAGACGAAGACACUGACAGGCCUAGCAAAAGACUCCGCCUAGAUGGAGGGGAGGCUGACGACAACGACAAUGAGCAUGAGGACGGCCUGCCCCAACGGAAGAAGACCAAGAACGAAGUGAUGAAAGAGGUCAUUGCCAAGUCUAAAAUGUACAAGGCCGAACGUCAAGCUGCAAAGGCGGACGAUGAUGAAAUAAGAGCAGAGCUAGACAAAGGGAUGUCUGCGUUCUACGAGGCUUUACGAAGUCACAAACCUCCAGAGAAGAAGCCUCUUCCUGCGGACAACCCUUCAGCCGAUCCUCAUAUGGACCCGGCUCGAGCGGCUAUGCUUGCAGGUAAGAGCAGGAAGGAAGUGGAGAAAGAGUACGAAAGCAACCUACGGCAGUUGAAGUUGGAUGCCCGCUCAAAACCUAGUGUGCGCACAAAGACAGAUGAGGAGAAAGCGGCAGAGGAGGCCUCUAGGCUUGAAGAAUUGGAGAGGAAGCGUAUUCGAAGAAUGAAGGGUGAAGCUGAGAGUUCGGAAGACGAGCGGGACGGAGAACUAGGCCCUGAUGAAGAUAUCGAAAGGCAAGAAGAGGAUGACGAUGAUGACGCUCAAGCCUUUGGCCUGUCCGCGCCACAGAAUGCUCCUGCUCUGAAAAGAGGACUUGAUGUUGAGGACGAGGACGAGUUUGUGCUUGAUGAUGACUUGAUAGCUUCCGAUUCGGAGGCAGAAAUGGCGAGCGAACAGGACGCAGACGAUUCUGAUUUCGAGAGCCAGCAGGAAGAUGAUGGCGAUGACGACUUCAUCAAUGGUCUAGUUCUUCCCAAAGACACAAUUCCGCACACCAAGCAGAAAGGCAACGACAAGAAGUCGGGGAGCAGCAGUCUUGCCUAUACAUUCCCUUGCCCACAAACUCAUCAAGAGAUGUUGGAAAUCACCAAGGACACUGAGAGUACAGAUUUACCGACCAUCGUUCAGAGAAUACGAGCAUUGUAUCACAAGGGACUCGCCGAGGGCAAUCAGCUCAAGUUGGACAAAUUCGGCGCUGUUCUAACUGAACAUGUAGCAUACCUGGCCGAUUCCAACGUCGAAAUACCCUUCUCUGUCCUAGACAGUCUCCUGCGACAUCUCCACUCUAUGGCAAAAGCUUCCCCCCAAGCGAUCGGAGCCGCGUUCCGACAACAUCUUGACAGUCUCUCGGAGGAACGCCCCCUCCAACUUACCCCCGGAGAUCUCAUCAUAUUGACAGGUGUCUCGACUAUUUUCCCCACCUCGGACCACUUCCAUUCAGUGGUCACUCCGUCAAUGCUGACACUAGCUCGCUAUCUUGGGCAGAGCUCGGUUCAAUCUCUCCAAGAUCUAGGCAGGGGCGCAUAUUGCUGCUCCCUGGCUCUCCAGUUUCAGAGCUUUGCCAAAAGAUAUGUCCCUGAAGUGAUAACAUAUCUCGUGAAUGCUCUUUUCAUCCUAGCACCAGUUCCGCUGGCAGACAAAGACAAGGCAAGCCUGCCUCUUCACGUUCCCAUCCGGUUGCCUUCAAAAUCCCUACGGAUAAAGUCUUCAACUAUGGUCGACGGUCCACAAAAGGUAUCCUUCAGAGACCUCGUGAUGAGUCAAGGCAACUCAGAUGCUACCAGUCAUGCCAUUGCUCUUCUCAACAACUUCAUCCGUCUUUGCCUAGCCGCCACCAACCUCUGGAAGCAGAAAAGCUCUUGUUCAGAAAUACUUGAUCCACUAAUUCAAGCGCUUUCACACAUCACUUCGAGCCCAACUCGGCUUCCUUCUCAAACUGUAUCUUUGGCCAAGACAACACUCGCCGCUCUAGAAUCUCAAAAGGCCACAAGUAUCGAUUUUCGCCGCCCACUCCUCCUACACAACCACCGAGCCCUCGCCAUCAAAACCUCAAUUCCCCAGUUCAUUGAGAAUUACAAUCCGGAUCGACACUACGACCCAGAUCGUGAGCGUGCUGAGCUCUCCAAGCUUAAGGCUGAGCACAGGAAGGAGCGCAAGGGUGCGAUGCGCGAGUUGCGCAAGGACGCCUCCUUCAUGGCUCGCGAGCAACUACGGGAAAAGAAGGAGAAAGAUGCUGCAUAUGAACGAAAGUAUAAGAGGCUUGUUGCCGAGAUUCAGGGCGAGGAAGGCCGCGAGGCGAAGGGUUAUGAGAGAGAGCGGGCGAAGAGGAAGGGCAGGUUCUAA